Fusarium proliferatum ET1 is the source of this 2136-nucleotide messenger RNA. RefSeq lists its product as uncharacterized. The record is from RefSeq and is a predicted model, not a curated record. The transcript has 9 exons. Gene Ontology annotation, biological process: DNA-templated transcription; regulation of DNA-templated transcription. Gene Ontology annotation, molecular function: zinc ion binding; DNA-binding transcription factor activity, RNA polymerase II-specific; DNA binding. Lineage: Eukaryota; Fungi; Ascomycota; Sordariomycetes; Hypocreales; Nectriaceae. Gene Ontology annotation, cellular component: nucleus. Bases 1 to 2136 code for a protein of 711 amino acids.
AUGCUCUCUCAAACUCCUAGCACUUCCUCUGCUCAGCCUGCCUUACCGAGACUGGGCCCGACGGAUGGCCAGCAGGAAGCAGUCAAGUUCCGGGUUUGUGAUCAUUGCAGAAUAAAGAAGACAAAAUGUGACAUGGUCCGCCCGGCCUGUGGAAGCUGCCGGUCCCGCCAUGCCGUUUGCACCUACAGCAGACGAAGGAAAAAACCUGGACCCCCUAAGGGCUGUCAGAGGUGGAGCAGAUCCUUUUCCGAUACCAACUCAACCAUUUCGUCCGGGAUUCAGGCACGUCGAGGCGCUCCGUCCUUGUUAUCAUCACUUGCAAAGGAGCGUGGUAGGCAUCACGAGGCCAUUGCUAACUCAAUCGACACUGCCGAUUCGGCGGGGUGGAUGCUGAUGGAUCACGAUGCCGUGGCAGAGUGGCCAUGGCGCGACAAUCCAGUCGGUGACGUCUCGCCAUACUAUCCGCUAGGCCAACCAUUUCCCAAAGACUGCCUAGGGCUCAGCCCCGAGCUUGAAGCAUAUUUGUUAGAUCUGUAUUUCACACACCUCCAGCCGAUUUAUCCCUUAUUCCGCCGUCCCUAUGCUUGCCUGUCAAGCCGCAAAAUCCCGGAUCUCUCACCACGCCUCAAAAUGGCCAUCUAUGCUGUAUCAGCUCGAUUUGCAAGCCCGGAUGUCCUCGGAGGCCCGGCGUCGUCCAAAUCAUUUGCUCAGUUUGCCAUGAGCCUCAAUCAAGGCUCUGAUCUCACCAUGGAUGAACUCAAGGCAUCUCUCCUGCUCUAUGUUUACGAAAUGUCCGAGACUGUGAGAUGGGAUACAGUGGCGGAAAUCGCGAGGAUCACCCGCAUGGCAGAACUCUACUAUGCUCUUCACUUCGAUAGUAGACCCGGCGAGCCGAGUAAGGCCAGUACCUUUGACGACAGGAUGAGCUUGCGGAGCCAAGAGAGGGAAAUCAGCUCAGGUCUUGCUGCUGAGGAAUGGAACAGCGUAUGGUGGUGCAUCUACUCGCUUGACACGAGCUGCAGUGCUGUUGCAUCAUUCUCCAAUCCCAUUACCGACAACCUACAAGCAAAGAUGGCACUGCCGGCAACAUCGGUUUCCGAGUUCACGAAUCCAUCCCUCUGUGACCAAGAAUCAUCUGAAGAUGGGUCACAGUUUAUGAUUCCCUCAGCCGGGGCGAAGCACUGGGAGACCAUGAGCAUGAUAUUCUCCAAGACUUCGUGCCGCAAUCGGAACCUAUAUUUCGGUACAUGUUCACUGAUGCGAGCAGUUACCGACCUCCGAUCUCUCAUGGUACGGAGCGGUGGCCGUGACAUACAGAAGCGGCUACACGAGCUCGAGAGCGACUGCACAGCAACGUCUUUUGCACUCCCUCCGUGGUUUUUCAAUGCAACCCGUAACUUUGGCGUUGCCGAAACAGACGAGGAGCAUCAGCGUCGGCUAGACGUGCUUCUUGUUUGGUCAGGGGCAAACGUGUUGCUGUCCAUUUGUGCGGCAAAGAUCAGUACCCAGAGUGCUUGCUCGGAGCUCCAAGUCUCAUGGCUCACAAUCCUAUCCAAGGCGAAAGAGACGGUCCGGAUAAUUCAGAACUGGAAGCCUGGUUAUUUCAAAGCCAUAGAUCCCAUGUGCUCGUACCUGAUACUCCUUUCCGCAUCCGUCCUCGCUUUCGACGGCGAGCUGGGCUCUACAAACACAUCGACAACAUCCCAGUCGAGUGAACACCUCGACCUUCUUCAGUUGUUCCUGAAUCAGAUGGGAAUCAACUGGCCAGUAGCAUGCCGUCUGGCAAAUACUUUGAAGUUAUUGCGAGCCAAAUUGUCGAGGCAGAAGCCAGUACACGAAGACGCCAUCAAUUACCUCAUCGACCUCACCAGCCCCCUAAAUGGAACCCUCAUAUGUCCUGACAAGAAUGGUGUCGAUAAGCAAUCGCCGCUCGCAGAGGAAGCCUCGUCAUUCCUCUUUCCGGCGUUCACUGCCUGUGCUGCCCCAGAGGACUUGACCGCGCAUUCCAAUGGAAGGUCGCCAAACAAUGUUGACUACCAACUUCAGAACUAUCAGUGGCUCGACGAGUUUGACCUUGCAAGGUUGGACGAUGUUACUGCGGGAAUGGAUCCGCAGAUAUGUUUCGAGCAGUUCUGA